GUUCGAUAUGGCAAUCCUCAGUACAUUCAUUUUUUUUCAGAUCCUUUGGUAGAAGUUGGAAUUUCGUGCAUAUUUCAUGCGCAACAAAAUAUCGGUUAUUUGACAUUAGGAUGUCAGAUUGUCCUCCUGUUUUCAUUGGGUUAAAUUCACACUAUGAAUCGGAAGCCCAAGAAAACGUUUAUUCUCUAAUUCAGUUUCUUUACGAAAAGCAUCAGGAAUUCGAUCUUGAAGGCUCUUCAACAGAAACCUACAUUCUACCAAAAGACGAGUUAACAUUAAUCCAGCUAGUCGUACGUGACAUUGAAAAAGAUAAAUGCCCUAUAGGACAAGAAGACAUAUCACAAUUUUGGUAUCGAAUAUGUCGCUAUCGUCUGUAUCGGCAACGACCUCUUGUAGACGACAAUGAAUACUUGUUUUGUAUCAAGGUUGAAGAAUAUUUGAAGACUAAUAAUUUAGUUGACCGAGUUUUAAUUUCUCGUCGCCUGUUAGAGGAAUUUUCCGAAAAUUCUGCAUUGAAGACUAAGUUGUUCUACCAACGUUAUAUUGUCCAGUCGAACAAAUUGGAUUGGUUUGAGUAUCUAAUGGUAGAAAUUAUGGCAGAUUUCAAUGUACCUCACUUAUGCUUUCCAUUUCUUCCAACGAAUGAAUGCAAAUUCUAUUGCCUUCGGCGAUGUGAAGUUGAUUUCAACACUAGAUACAAGGCAAGUUGUCUUAUAUGCUUAUUUUCUUCAAUAUUCAGGAAUGUGUUUUACUUGAAACUCUUCUUAGUUAUCUUGGACUUGCAGUUAAUAUUAAGGAUUCUUUACGCUUCCUAAGAAUACUCAACUUACCUUACCGAGCUUUGGAUGAACGAACUUUUACCUCUCUUCGAAAGUUGGCUCGACAGGACAAUCUAUCCGUAACUCAAGUAGCCAUCUCGUUUGUUGGCCGCUUGCGGUUAGGGGAAUCCAGCUAUGCUCCCGAAGUUGACCAUCCGCUUCGUCAGUGGUCUUCAGGUUUAAUUCACCUGGUAGAUUCCAUCAAUAGGUGUCACGAUAUAUUAUCUGGUGCUGCUGAUGAUAGUUUGUUGGCAUCUGGUACCGUUAAUUCACUAAUGACCAUUGAUGAAGCUGUAAAAUCUGUGUCUCAGUGUAUUCGUGCUUCAUGUGGGAUUUUGCGGAAACCUGGCGUAGUUGAUAAAAAUAUGCAUGCGAAAACCAAUACAAUUAUUAAUCUUGCAGAAAUCACUAAUGUGUGUGAGGGUCUUAUCAGACGUAUUUAUCAACUGUCUUCCACAAAUUUUAUUUCAAAGAUGUGCUGUGAUACACCGGACAGACCCUUACUUGCUGGAGGAAGUGUACGAGGUAGAGGAGCUUAUAAACUUAUACGUAUAUUACUUGUAACUGAAUCUGAAAGACUGAAAGUCAAUUCGACCAAAUUUCACAAUACAUUGGUUACAACAAAUAGUCCAUAUUCAUCUAAUGGUUGUUCAGUUACACCUCCGAAUCACUUAAAAAAGUCCAAUACACCAACUACCGAUGGUCGUACAUGUAAACUACUUCAGAUGUUUAUAUCUCCAUCUACACCGAUUGUAAAUAAAUCAUCACCAUUCAUCAGUGACCAUGUUUCUCCAAAAAUCCGAAUGAUUCAUGAAAAUAAAUGUCUUGCAAUGCCUGAACGAAUUGUUUUGUCUCGUUAUCAAUCUAACUUAGAGUGGGUUAGCGGUCAUUGUUCCCCUUUAAUCGGUUAUUCGUAUUCUAUUGAUGAAACUAAUUCAUUGCCAUGCUGGGGAGUUGUCGAUGAGAAUUCACAAUCCAAUAUAUCACUUGUUACUAAAGGCUAUUCUGUACAUGGAACUCCAACUAAAUUAUCCAGUAUGAACAAUAAACGAUCAAGAACGUUAUUCACAGAAAACAACAGCAAAAUCAGUGACAUUAGUAAUGUACACACUGACUCGGUUGUUAGUGAAAGUAGUAAAUUAGAGUCUCAAGCAAUGAACAAGUGUGAAAGAAGAUCACGACAAAAUACUAAAAAUUCUAAUCGUCAAAAAAAUCAGUCGAAAAAGGCUUCAUCUGUUGUUUGCACAGGACAUCAACAACAACGUUCUUUACUGGAAUAUUUUAAAAUGCAGUGAUUUUUUUGUGAAUUAUAUGUUUAUUUUUUUUGACCAACGAACUACACAUCAUGUCUUUCUGUUUUGUGUCUCUUUUGUCUUGAUACUCGUUUCGUAUUGUUAUUCUUUAUCCAUACUUUGUGUUAUGUUCACUUCAAUGGUUUAUACUAACAUUUAUAUGUAUUUAUUUGACUAAUUUUAUUGCUUCUCA
Molecule: messenger RNA, 2303 nt
Organism: Schistosoma turkestanicum
Lineage: Eukaryota; Metazoa; Platyhelminthes; Trematoda; Strigeidida; Schistosomatidae
Source: the annotation of a GenBank genome assembly